This is a messenger RNA of Neltuma alba, 2737 nucleotides long. Its product is annotated as phosphate transporter PHO1 homolog 3. Lineage: Eukaryota; Viridiplantae; Streptophyta; Magnoliopsida; Fabales; Fabaceae. Gene Ontology annotation, biological process: cellular response to phosphate starvation; phosphate ion transport. Gene Ontology annotation, molecular function: inositol hexakisphosphate binding; phosphate transmembrane transporter activity. The record is from RefSeq and is a predicted model, not a curated record. Gene Ontology annotation, cellular component: Golgi apparatus; plasma membrane; trans-Golgi network.
GCUCACAAAUGAGCUAUUGAAGUCUAUGUGCACAAAUUUUUGCAGAAGAGAUGAAGUUUGGGAAAGAAUUUGCUUCACAAAUGGUGCCAGAAUGGCACGAAGCAUACAUGAAUUACAGCUAUCUCAAAGGAAUUCUCAAGGACAUAUUACGGAUCAGGAAGCGAAAUGCACCAUCGGCGGCAAUGGCAUCCACCCCAAAGGGGUCUCUGAAGAGAAAGUUAACUCUGUACAGAGCCUUUAGUGGGCUUACAGGUCGACAAAGAGGUUUGACGACGAAUAGCAAUGACGAUGAGGUUAUGCUUGUUCGUGAAGAGGAGAAAGAAGGGUCAGAAAGGUUGUAUCAGACAAUGUUCCUCAAGUCUGCUGAGGUUGGAGAACUAGAGGCUUUGUUUUUCGGGAAGCUAGAUGCUGAGUUCAACAGGGUCCAUAACUUCUACAGUAUGAAGGUGAAGCAAGUCAUGGAAGAGGCAGAGGAGUUUAAUAACCAAAUGAAUGCCCUUAUUGCUCUUAGGGUGAAGGUGGAUGAAGUGGGAGGUUUCAGAAAUCUUGACAGUAGUGGUCCCUCAACUUCGAGUACCAUGGAACAUCACGUGAAUGAUGAAAGUCCUAGUAAGUUCCAUCCCCACUUGAAUGUGAUUCAAGAAAUUGAGAUGAGCAGUGAAAGGCAAGCAGAAGAUGAAAGCGGAAAUCAUGCAGAACAAGCUACUUCUAAGUUAAGGAUUCAGGGCUUUAUACCACCUUCAUUGAGGAUCCUGGAUCAUGUCAAAAUCAACCUUGUUGAACCUGAAACUCCAGUAUCAACAGUAAAAGGGCUCCUCCCCUGUUCGACAACUGAAUUGUCAUUCAGCAAACAAGAGCUAAGGAAGGCAGAGGAACAGCUAAGCAAGGCCUUCAAGGAGUUUUAUAAUAAGCUUCGGCUUCUAAAAUUCUAUAGCUUCUUGAACCUGUUGGCAUUUUCAAAGAUCAUGAAGAAGUAUGACAAGAUCUGUUCAAGGAAUGCAUCAACGGAGUACUUAAAAAUGGUAGACAAUUCUUUUGUUGGCAGCUCUGAGGAGGUUAAUAGGCUCAUGGAAAGGGUGGAAGCUGCCUUCAUAAAGCAUUUUUCAAAUGGGAAUCACAGAAAAGGAAUGAAAAUAUUGAGACCUACGGCUAAAAGAGAGCGACACAGAAUUAUAUUUUUCUUGGGGCUACUUACUGGUUGUUCAAUUGCUCUCAUGGUGGCCCUAAUCAUAAUUAUUCAAGCGAGAGACAUUUUAAGCAAUUUAAAUAUAGAGGGGCAAAAUGAUUAUAUGGAAAACAUAUUCCCUCUUUACAGUUUAUUUGGAUUCAUAAUCUUGCAUAUGCUCAUGUACUCUGCAAAUAUAUACUUCUGGCGUCGUUUCAAAAUCAACUACUCGUUCAUAUUUGGCUUCAAACAAGGGACAGAGUUGAGUUACAGAGAAGUUCUUCUUCUUAGUUCGGGCCUUGCAGUGCUCACAUGGGCUGCAGUACUCACAAACCUGGAUGUGGGGAUGGACACAAGAACACAAAGUUUCGCAGUAUUUACAGAAUUAGUUCCUCUAGGUCUUCUUCUUGUUUUGAUUAUCAUCACAUUUUGCCCCUUCAACAUCAUAUAUAAAUCCAGCCGCUUCUUUGUUAUCCAUUGUAUGUUUCAUUGCAUCUGCGCUCCGCUUUACAAGGUUACCCUCGCAGAUAAUAUGUUGGCAGACCAGCUUACCAGCCAGGUGCAGGCCUUCAGAAGUUUGGAAUUUUAUGUUUGUUACUAUGUGUCUGGAAACUUCAGGACGAGAAAAAACAAGUGCCUCGAAAAUAAAGUAUAUGAAACAUUUUACUUCAUUGUAGCUAUUAUUCCAUUCUGGAUCCGUUUCCUCCAGUGCCUUCGACGAGUGGUUGAGGAGAGAAAUGCAAUGCACGGGCUUAACGGGCUUAAGUACAUGUCAACAAUAUUUGCCAUAGCCACAAGGACUGGUAAUGAGUUGACAUUGAACGAAGUAGCGACGUGGAAAAUUUUGGCUGCAGCUUCUUCAGGCGUUGCUACGAUUAUGAACACAUACUGGGACAUUGUAAUAGAUUGGGGUUUGCUGCGACGAGAUUCAAGAAACCCGUGGUUGAGAAAUAAACUCUCGGUUUCUAACAAAAGUGUAUACUUCGCCGCUAUGGUGUUGAAUGUUUUGCUGCGACUUGCUUGGAUGCAAUCAGUUUUAGGGGUUACACACGCCCCUUUCCUGCAUAGAAAAGCCUUGACUGCUCUGGUGGCUUGCUUGGAGAUCAUUCGCCGUGGCAUUUGGAAUUUCUUCAGGUUGGAGAACGAGCACUUAAACAAUGUAGGGAAGUAUCGGGCAUUCAAGUCAGUGCCCCUUCCAUUUAACUAUGAAGGUGACCAACAGCACACUGCCAUAUAAAUUGUAAACAUAUACGGUAAAGAGAAAGAGGCAGCCAUGAAAAUACAGCGAUCAGGAAAUCAGAAGGAAAAUAGCAAGGAUUCCUUUGCUACCAAAUGGAUAUAUGCCAAUGUUAAGUCUGGAAUAUGCAGCAACUAGUGGCUUUUUGUCCCCCAGAAUAGUGACAAAACUGCUUAAGGAUGAUCUGAGAACUGGGGAAACCCCAAUCUCAGACAUAAUCCAUUACAAUAGUUUGAUUCCGUGCUGUAUUGAGGUUUUUCUUUUUUUUGGGUGAAAAGCAUUGAGGUAUUUCUAAUUUAAAUUGAUGAAGGUUAAUGUUAUUUGUUGUUAACAAA